CUACAAACAACCAACUUCUACUUAAGACAACCAUACACACAUCAAUCCAACUAUACCAAUACUUCGAUUUCCUUUCCAUCGACUACUAUUCGACCAUUCUACCUCUUACUCCAUUCACCAUGCCUGCCCGAUUCUCUCCUCAACUGUUGUGGCGUCGAGCAUUCGCAUCGACAACACGUGCCCGAGCUACCAUCUCAUCACCACUCUCCACCAUCCCUUCCACAAACCUCGGUGCCAGCUCCUCCUCCGUACCUAAACUUGGUAAAGUAGGACGAUGGUACCUCCCGACUAUGGCCCUCAUAGCCGCUGGUAUGAUCUACCUCCCCGCGAACCUCUUCAACAGCACCAGCACCAGCCUCACCUCCACCCUCUCACCGAGCCCAACCCUGGACUCGGCUAAUCGCAAAAUAGGCUUCGCCAUCGCCAACGCCCUGGAAGAGCACAACCACUCCUCCCGCCGGCAGCGGCAGCAACCUCGCGAACUAACCCAGACCGAGAAGAACAGGCUCCUCAUGGACGCGUACGGUUCGCGGUCGACGCUCGAGGACAUCGAGGCCGCGUUCAGGCAGAUUGAGAAUGGCACUGCGAGCGUGGUGCCGGAUGCGAGUGAGCGGAAUAGGAGGUUGCAGGAGGCGUAUGGGGGGAGGGAGAGCCUGAGGGAUGUGGAGAGGGCGAUGCAGGUUUAUGAGGUGCAGUGAGCAAGUCCAGUCCUGUGGAGGAGUUUCUUUACGAAAGCGAGCUACCCGGCCUGGGGAGGAGGUCGGAAGGUCGAAAGGGGUUUCGACGGGGACAGAGUCGAGCUCGG
Messenger RNA from Aaosphaeria arxii CBS 175.79, 805 nucleotides. RefSeq lists its product as uncharacterized. Lineage: Eukaryota; Fungi; Ascomycota; Dothideomycetes; Pleosporales. The transcript has 2 exons. The record is from RefSeq and is a predicted model, not a curated record. Bases 120 to 698 code for a protein of 192 amino acids.